This is a messenger RNA of Pisolithus orientalis, 420 nucleotides long. RefSeq names its product isoprenoid synthase domain-containing protein. Gene Ontology annotation, biological process: isoprenoid biosynthetic process. Gene Ontology annotation, molecular function: prenyltransferase activity. The transcript is spliced from 5 exons. Lineage: Eukaryota; Fungi; Basidiomycota; Agaricomycetes; Boletales; Pisolithaceae. The annotation marks the transcript as partial. The record is from RefSeq and is a predicted model, not a curated record.
AAAGUCAGGGUAGUGGCAAAUAAGGACUUGGACCUCAUUAUGAUGGAAGAGUUGCCUGGAUUUCAUCGAGGACAGGGUCUCAAGAUCUUUGGGAGGGAUUCAUUGCAAUGCCCAACAGAGCAGGAGCAUAUCCAUAUCUCCAUGGUCAACAACAAGACUGGUGGUUUGUUCAGAAUUGCCAUCAAACUCAUGAUAGCUUGUGCAACAACCAACACCCUCUCAGUUAUUGAUCAUGUACUGAUUGUGAACCUUUUCGGAGUGUACUUCCAGAUCUGUGAUGACUACAUGAACCUUCAGAGCACAGAGUACUCAAACAACAAAGGCUUCAUGGAAGAUCUUACUGAGGGAAAGUUUUCUUUUCCCAUCAUUCACAGUGUGCAAGCAGACAAAAAGAACCAUGUUAUACUGAGUGCAUACUAA